Molecule: messenger RNA, 6505 nt
Organism: Hemicordylus capensis (graceful crag lizard)
Lineage: Eukaryota; Metazoa; Chordata; Lepidosauria; Squamata; Cordylidae
Exons: 5
Coding region: 4069-6045 (658 amino acids)
Source: RefSeq, a predicted model, not a curated record
GGGAUGGGCGCCUGUCCCUGCUGCUGCCGGUGGCCUGCGAGUACUUGGCGGGCAUGGGCUUUUUCCUCCUCCUUCCGACGCCCCUGCCACCCACCAUGCCGCAGGGACAGGCCGCUAUGGGGCCCUCAACUACCUUGCCCCCGGCUCUUGCGGGACUGGGCCUCGGUGGGGGAGCGGGGAGAGAACUUGCCUUCUUGAGGCGUCUGCACCCUCCCUGGGGCGGUGGCUUUUCGAGGCCGCUCAGUAUAGCGGCCAGGCGAGAGAGCAGCCUCCUUGGCCAGUUUGCUGCUACGCAGGGACUACACAGGGGAAGGAGGCCAGCGCACAUCCGCCCUCCCCCACCCACCCCGACUCGUAGCUCCCGCUAGCCUUUCUCCCUGUUGCCUGAGCGCCCUGUGUGGAGAUGCCCCCCUGCUAGGGAGCGGCUGGCAUUCGAGAAAAAGGCUUCAUGACACACAACCCUUUCACUGUGAGACUCAAUAUGCUGGUUCCUUUGAUUGCAUCUUUGUCUGUCGUAAGCUGUGCCCCUUCAGAGCUACCCAGAGCAGAAGGAAAUCAUCAGAAUGGAUGUCCGCUUUUCCCCAUGGAAAUACAAAAGUGUGGGACUAAGUCACUCAUUCUCCCAUUUAUAUCACCAAAAUCAAAAUCAAGUGUGGUCAAAUGUUCCUCCCAUAACAAAUGCAAUGAAGAGGUUGUAUGGGCUGAGAAUUCUAAUUCGGAAAAGGGGAUUACCCUGGUUGGACAAAACUUCACUGUGAGGAAUGCCAGUAGGGCAAGUGAAGGCCACUACAAGAUCAUACAAAGCCUUGAUGAUAGUUGCUUGGCUGAAGUAAAUGUAACUCUGGUUCCAAUUUCAUCUGCUAAAAUGCCUUCAUCUACUGCAACCUCAUCAGCUGCUAUGACUGUGUCUCACCUGAAACGUGGUUGGUUGGUUGGUUAUGCUGCUGCUAUUACUGCUUUUCUGGAUUUUUUUUUUAAACUCUACAUUCAGCUUACCUCAGCAGCAGUCUGACCCAUGUACCUGCAGCUGCUUCUGCCUGGAACAUCAUCACCAACUGCCAAGGACAGAAGACUUUGAAGUUCACCUGACGGACCAAUUCUGUGAGUGUAUGUCCUUUCCAUCAGCCAGCCCUCCAAGUCCAUCUGCAGCUCCUUCUGUCCCCUCUCUACAGAGACAGGAUCUGGAACCUAGGCUGUGACAUCAGUUGCAAGGACCAAAACACACCAGCACUUUUCUAACUGUAUUGUGUCUUUGGCUCUUCAAGCUCCUUUACAACUAAAAUAAUGUGAGGUAAUUGCCAGGACCAAAACACACCAGCACUUUUCUAACUGUACCGUGUCUUUGGCUCUUCAAGCUAAAACUAUGUGAAGUAUAAUUUAUAUAUGUAUUAUAUAAAUUUAUAUUUUUAUUAUAUAAGCUAGCUGGGCCCGGCACAGAGCAUCUGCACCUCUGAUGCCCGCCCAGCCCACUUCUCCUUGCCCCGCCUGUGGUUUCUGGCCGGCUUUCAAGCCAGCCCGUCCCCUCCUGCUGCUGCCUCUUCGUCCCAGCGGCCGGGGCCGCUGCCGCCACCUCCUCACCCUUUAAGAAAAAAGGGAACUUUAAGAAACACGAAAGGGAACCUUAAGAAAAAGAGGAUUUUUAAAAGAAAAAAUCGCAGAUUCCAUGUGCAUGCUGACAGCGCGUGGGGCUUUUUGGGAUGCACACCGCCCCAGCAAGAAGCUGGAAGGGAUGGCAGAGAGUAGCUAAGCAGCUGUGCACCUUUUUCUUAAAGUUCCCUUUCGAAUUUCCCUUACUGUGCUCGAACUGUGGUUCGGGCACAUCCCUACAUUCUAGUCUGUGAAUGGAGAAAGUGACAGUUAUGAGAUCCCUGGUGCUAUGCAGAUAGAAGCAGAAUAGUUCUUGAUUCCUGGGAUAACGAGGGCAGGGGAUCAGCUGCUGAGGAGAUAGUUGAAGAGCCAGUUUUUAAAAGUUUCGAUAACGACGCUGAAUGUUUAUAUAUCGCUUUCAGUUCCAGUAUUAUUCUGUUUCAUGAUUACACCGUAUAUACAUAUUGAAGUAUUUGUGCAAAAUGAAGUUAUGCUUCCAGAUAUUGUUGAAUUUAAAUCCUACAAAUUCCACACUAUCCUUUUACUUCACUUUUGCAAGGAUACUAAUAAUAAAAUAUUCUACUGCAUAUGUUUAAUUUCUUGAGCUGUCAGUGUAAUCUACACAAAAUGACUUUGCCCAGUCAAUGACCGGCCUCACCUAUUAGUAUGAAAUAUUUCCACAUAUAAACAUACUGUUUAAAGCUUUCUUAUAGAGUUCUUAUUUUAAAUAGCUUUACUUCUAUGAGGCCAAUUCACUAGAACUCUGUGUAGAACUGAGCGCCCCCCUCCGACUUUUUGUGCCUUUUAUGCCUUUUAAUGACUUUUACUAUUUCUCAGGCAUUUAGGCCCUCAUGCUUUUGGUGUAUUAUCUGUUUUUUAGUAUUUUAGUCCUUUUAGUAUUAAUAUGUACCAUUUUAUAUGUAAUCACUUUUUAUCUACUCUCACUUUUAACAUGUAAUCACCCUUAUACUUUAUGCUGAGAUACACACACCCCAACAGCUGUCACAGCAACCCCCCCCCCCAAGGCCACCGCUGCCCUCGCUGGGCAGCAAGUCAUUUUUUUAAAACUAAAAAUUGAACACCCUCCACCAGGCCCUGUUUGAGGGGUGCCAAAGCCAAACAUGCCCAGUCCCAUUCGAAUCUGGUUUGGAUUUGAACCGAACUGGGCAAACCGGUUUUGUGCACGUCCCUACUAGUUUCUAUACUCUCUUGUAUGGCAUGGGGAUUUUUCAUUACAAAUUUAAAUCCACUACAGAUCGCCUCAAUAGAUAGCACCAUUUUUAGCCACCUUCAGUUCUACACAAUCAACCAACCAACAUUACGGUCACAGACUCCUCGCUUGCUGGCCUCUUUCCCCUUGGUUUCCCACAGGCCUGUUUUGGCCCUCUGUGAGUGUGCGGUGGCCAUUUUGAGGCCACGCGCAUGCAGCCCAUGUGCAACCACUCGAGUGCGGACAAGUUCUAAUUAGAACCAGUUUGCACAUUCCUAGAAUCAUAGACUCUAUAUCAGUCUAGAACACUUGGGAGGACGACUUUCUGUCACUCCCAUGCCUCUGUCACAGCAGUUCUUCCCAUGGCUGGAAAAAGCUUUUCAGCAUGCUUCAGGCAGGUUCAGCAGCAAGUAAGUAUGGAGGAAUAGCUGGUUUUCUGGCAAAUGCGUGCUCCUGCUACUUGCUCCCCUUCCAUGUUGGCUGAACCCGGCCAUGUUGAGUACCCACUUCUACCUGACAUUCUCUUCCUCAACUUCAAAUAUAGAGUAUGGAUUUCUGGGGAGUGUUGGGUAGAGGUGGGCACCUGACAUUGUCGGGUUCAGAUGACACGGAAUGGGCAGAAGCGCAUGCUCACCAGAAACCAGCAGUUUCUCCGUACUUACUUGCUGCUGUUAUAUGUGAACCUGCCCUUCAAAUGAUCUAUCCCAUCUCCUUUCUCUAGAGGGCAUGGACUGUAGAUCAGGGGUGGAGCAAAAGAUACCAAUUUAACUUCCUGACAUCAAGUUAAAAAAUUCUCUCGGCACUAGAGUUGCCAUGCCCCCCAAAAUUCCAGGUUUUACUUGGAUUUUAAACCUCUCACCCAGAUUGCUUAGUGCUCCCAGAUUUGCUCGGAUUUCAACUAUCUUUUUUUUUUUUUUAAAGCUAAGCUCUAGCCCUUGUAGAAGUGGAGUUAUGGAGCAAAACGUGCAGUUACUAUUCUGCUCAAGAAUUAUUUUAAAACCGAAUUACAUAAUAUGCAAGUUAGGUACCCGGAUUUGGAAAGUCAGAAUAUGGCAACCCUACGAGUCGGCACCUUGUUGUAUUUUCAACCAUUCUUAGAAAAUGCAGCCACUCUAGAUUUAGGAACAUAGGAAGCUGCCAUAUACUGAGUCAGACCAUUGGUCUAUCUAGCUCAGUAUUGUCUUCAUAGACUGGCAGCAGCUUCUCCAAGGUUGCAGGCAGGAAUCUCUCUCAGCCCUAUCUUGCAGACAAGCGCUAUCUCGGGAAGAAAGAUGACAGACUCAUUGUGUCUGCUGAGAGAACUUUUUUUCUCUAUACAGAAUGAAAGUUGGAAAGGUCACCUCCUCUUAUUGGAUCAAGUUAAGGCCUUUGACAAAGUGAACCACAAUUAUCUGUGGACAUUGUUGAAAGCUAAAGGUAUCCCACCCCUUUUCGUUACUUGGAUACAGCUGCUCUAUACGAAUGCAAAGGUGACACCACAGAUUAAUGGAUGGCGGGGCGACCCGAUCACUUUGCAUCCGGGUGUCCGCCAAGGAUGCCCACUGAGCCCAUUACUUUAUGUUUUGGCCUUGGAUCCGAUCCUGAUCAGGAUUCAGAGAGAACCCCAUCUGCAAGGACUCUCGGUCUCUAUCCCCCCGCCCUGUGAGACCUUCCCGGGAGGGAGGAGGAGGGAGAGUGAUGGGAUAGCCGAACCACCUGUCCACUCAGAACCGCAUUCUGAGUUUAAGGUAAAAUUUGUAGCUCAUGCCGAUGAUGUUACAUUACUGUUAUCGAAUGAAAAUGAAAUCCCUGUAAUACUAAACCUCUUCUGGGAAUAUGGCAAGAUCUCGGGCUCAGAAUUAAAUGCUGACAAAAGCGUAUUUGUUAAAAUGGACCCCGGACGCCAGCAACUCUCGUGCCUACCCAUCUCUGAAUGUAAAAGCGAAGGGGCCCCAGAGUCCAAACUGAAGUGGGUAGAUAGAGUAAACAUUUUGGGGAUUGAAUAUGGGAUUAAGGAAAAACCCUGGGGGGGAAAUUGGACAGAUUGGGAAGAAAAAGUAAUGCUUAAAAUCACCAUGUGGAAAAAAUGGAGCCUUGCCAUGUACCAGAAAGCGGUUUACAUCCGGACUUACCUGAUACCCCUGGUGCAUAACCUGGCGGUAGUCUAUCCUCCCCCGCUCGAUCACCUUCGUAGAGUUGAAAGCCAGAUCUUCCGUCUAGUAUGGCACACAGCGUCCUUCCCUUUGGCCAGUGCGGUAGCAUUUAAGGAGGUUGAGCGGGGAGGCCUAGCCCUACCUGCCCUGCAACCCUAUUUUGUAACUGAAUUCAUGUCCUACAGUUUUGGAAACUGGAUUUUCGUGAAUGUCCAUGAUAUGUCCAACCUCCUGCAAAAAACCUGGGUCUCGCUUUUUGCUCUGCGUUGGCGCAAGUCAGCAUGGGGCAUAGCAUGGUGGGGGAAAGGAUCUUUCAAGGGCAAUAUCACACAAGUAUUAAAAAGAGAACACCCAGACUACUUGAGAGAUUUGUUAUUCACACUUAAAAAAUGGAAGGUUGAACCGGAUCUAUUUAAAGGAUCCUCCUCAAUUAAGCAGCUAAGGAAAACAAUUUAUGGAGAGAUUCUAGAAGUGGGUUUCUUAAAACCUGAUUUAGAACGUAAAUGCUACAAACACCGCACUUCACAGUACUUGUUGCAACCCGAUCACCCUAUGCCUUUCCAUUUAUGGGAAACAAGGUGGCGCUUAUACCAUCAAGUACUACCACUUAAUGCGGCUAAGCCAUGGCUCCCAGAGGACCAGCAAGAGUGCCCUAAAAUCACCUGCAAACAGAAAGCUAGUGAGCUAGGCAAAACAUUCAGGGAAACCCACUCACAUUUCUUAAAAGAGUGUGUGGUAGCCAAAAGAGUAUGGCAGGGAGUAAGCAAGCUGUUAGAGUGGCCUGAUUUGGAAAAACAGACUUGGGAAGAAGUAACCUCGGGUUUGAGCGAUAGAACCUCCUUUCGAGGUCCCAGAAAGAAACCUUCAAGGAAACGGGACGGAACGGGUGCCCCCAUACUAGGGAACUGGAACGUUCCCCUUCUCGUAAUCAGGUUAGUAAACUUGUAUGUCAUUUAUGCAAUGCUCGUGCAUAGGAAUAGGGAGGGAAGACGUGACCAAGAGGUUCACGCAGAUGAGACAGUAAAUCUCUUCUGGAAAAGUUUGUAUGGUUAUGUGCAAAGAGACAAGUGUAUCUCUUCUAAACAGCAAUGGGACAAAUUGUGGAAAUGGAUGUAAGACGUAAACCCCCCCCCCGCAUUACCUGAUGUGCCUUGUAAUCCCCCACCCCCCGAGUUACAGUACUACCUGCAUAUACUUCAUAACCUUAUGGGUUUCCAAAUUCUUGUGUGUAAAUCUUUGUAUAUAUAUGAUGUACAAACAACCACUUUGUAUAUAAUCCUAUAUAAUAAAACCCUAAGUGAGUGUCCGUGGCCUUGGAACGUUGGGGAUCUGCGUCCCUGUCUCCCUGGGCUGUUCUGGGCCUGCGCGAAGCGCAGGCCCAGAACAGCCCAAGGGAGACAGGACCGCAGAUGCCAGUGUCCCAAAGCCAUGGGCGGCCAUUUGGCAACAAACACCCGACCUCCUGCCGCGGUCCCACGGGCGGCCAUUACGGCCCAAUCGCUGCCCGCCCGCCCGCCACAACCGUCCCGGCCCCACCGGCGGCCAUUUCGGCCAAAUCCCCGGUCCUCCUUUCACA